Messenger RNA from Musa acuminata AAA Group (dessert banana), 1511 nucleotides. RefSeq names its product transcription factor CPC-like. Gene Ontology annotation, biological process: cell differentiation; regulation of DNA-templated transcription. Gene Ontology annotation, molecular function: transcription cis-regulatory region binding. The transcript is spliced from 3 exons. Bases 1024 to 1377 code for a protein of 117 amino acids. Gene Ontology annotation, cellular component: nucleus. NCBI's taxonomy places the organism in Eukaryota, Viridiplantae, Streptophyta, Magnoliopsida, Zingiberales, Musaceae. The record is from RefSeq and is a predicted model, not a curated record.
UCCUGCUGAUUCCUAUUGUCACAAUGAGAUGACAAAGUGUUUCCUGCAGAAAUAUGCUUCUAUCGGGAAAUGGUAAGGAUAAAGAAAACCUAAAUGCAAGUCUUCUUCAUCAUCACUUCGAGACAGGAAGGUCUUUGUAUUUAGCUGCUCCACUGUCCAAACUCUGUCCUCUUCUGUCUCAUUUGGCUUCUGAUGAUUGAAUCUUUUUUCCUUCAGCUCAUUUGACUGGAAUGUUUCUGUGUUGGAGACUAUGUUGACAUGAUAAAUGUGGCAGGCCAUAUAGUUUAAGGUUCAUUGUCACAUCAGCAUGAUGAGAAUUGCUGUGAGAAAAGCUUCAUCAUUUACAAUAGUCAGCAUUGCCAUUAUAGUUUGAUAAUAUUAGAGGAAUUCAAACCAUAUAAUUUCUUCUGAUACCUCUGUUUUGUGUCUGUAGGCUAUCAACAACAUCUGCAUUCACAGCACUUUGUGUUCAAAGAAAACUGAGAUACAGAACCAUAAAGAAAAGCCUGUACAUACUGUGCAGCCUCACAUCAGAACAUAAGACACCAUUUCUCUCUCUCUCUCUCUCUCUCUCUCUCUCUCUCUCUCUCAGAGGUGAGCUAUCAACAUCUACCUUCACAGUUCACACGACUUUUCUCCAUGGUGCUGGUUUAUGCCACCUACUCUGCUGACCAUUACACUGUCCUGUCGCAUGUCUUAGAUCUUGACAGACCUAUAUACGCUUUCAGAGACUUUGGCGGCACUUAUGAUCGCAAGAAGAUUAAAAGAAUCGGAUCACAUCUUUGCUUUCUUGGCGUGUUCUUCCCACUCACAAGCAUCAUAACUGUUUUGUCUGCCCAAACACUAAUGCUGUGACUUAACCCUGCCUGCAUUGAUGUCAUCUGCACUGGAUUUUUCAGUGCAGGUGAAAUUCCUACAGAUCAAUUAGAGAAAUUGCUACAGAUUUAUCCACCGCCAGUGUAAGAAGACAGGAAGAAAGGACCACAGGGACGUACACGAUAUUUUUCAGAUGUGUUGUUAGUAAUGGGUGCUCUCUCAUUCCCUCUCCUCCGCCUCCUCUUGGCACGCCACCUCGCUGAAUCCAUGGAGAAGCGCCCGCGCGGUCGGGCGAAAGAUAUCGACCACCACCACCACCACCACGGCUCGGAAGAGGUCAGUAGCAGCGAGUGGGAGUUCAUCGACAUGUCGGAUGAAGAGGUAGACAUUAUUUGCAGGAUGUAUAGGCUCGUCGGCGACAGGUGGGAGAUGAUAGCGGGCCGAGUCCCCGGCCGGACACCGGAGGCGAUCGAGCGGUACUGGAAGAUGAGGCACGAGCCAUGCUUUGCGGAGAGGAGGCUGAAGAGGAGAACACAGACCAGACAACAGAGGCUCGGCUGAUGGCAUUGAUGCCGCUCGUGUAAUAAUGGAGGCAGAAGUGUGUACGUCGCAUGGGCCAUAUGUGUGGCUGCCCAAAGCACUGCAACUUUUAAUUCCGCAUAAGGAUUUGUCCCUAUCGUAGGCCAACUUUACCA